Messenger RNA from Dinoponera quadriceps, 1303 nucleotides. Its product is annotated as UPF0544 protein C5orf45 homolog. The record is from RefSeq and is a predicted model, not a curated record. The transcript has 3 exons. NCBI's taxonomy places the organism in Eukaryota, Metazoa, Arthropoda, Insecta, Hymenoptera, Formicidae. Gene Ontology annotation, cellular component: nucleus. Bases 297 to 947 code for a protein of 216 amino acids. Gene Ontology annotation, biological process: mitotic G2 DNA damage checkpoint signaling. Gene Ontology annotation, molecular function: chromatin binding.
GCGCAUGCAAGGAUAUCGAAACUCUCAUAAUCAAUUGUAAAAAGUAUCGAUUCCUGCAUCGACUGACCUAAAAUUAUAAUAAUCGUUUAAGUUUCAACUUUGAAUCUUUUCGUAACUACUUGGUAUAUAUGAUCAAUUAUUAAAAUAUAUUAUAAUAGUGCUUACAAACGUGUUAUUGAAAAAAUGAAAGAGUUAAUUAGACUAUUUGGAAAAGAAAGAUCCUUCUGAGUUAUUGUUGAUUUAUACUAUUUGGAAAACUGAAGUAUACUAUUCGGUAACGAGAGGUUAGACGAACGAUGCCGCAAGAAAUGAACAUUUUAUGUUGUUACUCGUGCAAGAUGUACCAAGUACAUAUAGUUAAGAAAGCACGUAAAUGGCAGUGUAAGUUGUGCAAUAAGAAGCAGUCUAUCAAACAAAUACAUUUUCAAGGAUCUGGAAAAGACUGUCGUCUCUAUGUCCAACGAUUAAAUUCUUUGAAAGCAAAUGCUACAUCAUUCUCUGCUGUAGCUUCAGAACAAGAUGACAAUAACAUUUAUUACAACUCAUCUCCAAAUAAUUCUCAGAUGUCAGACUAUAGUAAAAUUGUGGAAAACAAAUGGGCCAAAUACUUAGAUUCGCCAAAAAAAGAACAACCAUCUGAUACAAAAGAUUCAUCUUCUGAAAAUAUUUGUGAAGCUGAAGAUAUAAUGUUAGGUGAGGAAUUUCUAUGCAAUGACAGAAACAAUGAUUUUUGUAACUUUGACGAUAUUAUGGAUGAUUCUGAUUUUGAAAUUGAGGAUGUUGCUAAGGAUCAUGAGACGAAAGAUCCUUAUUCUUUAAGUUGUGGUACAAAUUCUGAUGUUGAUCAACGUGAUAAUUUACGAGAUAAUAAAUCCAGCAAGAAUCAUGAUAAUGUUACCAGCAUUUUCGAAACUUAUGAUGACUUAGGUAAUCCUCUUGAUUUUUAGCUUCUAUAGGAUUGAUAAAAACGAUAUCUCAAAUAAAUAUCUAAAUUGCAAUUAAUUUUCUGAAAAGUAACAUUUUAUUAUAGAAUUCAGUACGUAAAACAUUCAGGAAAAUAUUUGUCGAAUUAUUUCUUUCACAGAUUUUUAUAUCCUACAGAAUUUCAAAUAAACGCUUAAAUUAUUUACUUACUUCACACAUAUAUAUACGAUAGAGUUUUUGGUAACUGAAUAAUAUUUUUAAUUUAAUGUCUUCUAUAUUUUAAGAAAUAUUCUUUUUCUAAAUUGUAUGUGGCAUAGAUACUUUGUUUCUUUCUGCUAUAUUUUCUUUGUCAAAUAAAAGUAAAUGAGUAAUGGUUUAA